Ciona intestinalis (vase tunicate) is the source of this 1184-nucleotide messenger RNA. The record is from RefSeq and is a predicted model, not a curated record. NCBI's taxonomy places the organism in Eukaryota, Metazoa, Chordata, Ascidiacea, Phlebobranchia, Cionidae.
AAUAGAUAUCUGAUAAUGGCACGCUUAUUUUACAGUCCAGAUAGUCUAAAGUGUGAGAAAGCAAAAGAGUGGUCAGUGGUUUGUGUAUCGCUACGUUGGUUGCGUGACUUACUGCAGAGCGACACAGGGCAGGUUGAUCUUCACCAACCUGUAUAUCAGAAGUUUGGUGAUGAUCUUCAAUCUGGGUUGCUCAUUGACUUGAAUAAAGCGAGAGGUUUGCUCGAACCAUGGAGAAAACCAAUUGCUAUCACUCCUGAGUGUUUAGCCAAGUCAAGUGUGAAACGGAAAUUUCCGUCUCUUCCUCAGAGUCCACUGGUUGCAAAACGAGCAAGACAAGAAGAAAGCUUUGAAGCUCUACCGCGCGUUUGUUUUACUGGUUUCAGUGCUUCCAUUACACUGGAUUUGACAAAGAAACUGGAAUCGUUGAAUGCUCAGAUUGUCACCACAUUAACUCUCUGCACCCACCUUGUGGCUCGAAAUAUUUCACGUACUGUCAAGUUUCUCUGCUGCGUGUCUUCAUGCUCAUAUGUGGUUACACCACAGUGGAUUGAGGAUAGCUUCAGAAAAGGAGUUUUGCUGGACGAGGACAAUUAUUGGUUAUCUGACAAACAAAUGGAGGAGAAGUUCAAGUUUACUCUGCAAGGAAGUGUGUUAAAAGCAAAAGCUUUGCCGUUGUUUAAAGAUUGCUUGUUCUGUAUCACUGAGAAAGUUGUUCCAGAGAAAAAAACAAUGAAACAAAUCAUUGAAUGUGCCGGUGGGCGAGUUCUUACACGAAUGCCAUCAAUCUCUGUCCUCAAACAUAUGAACUCAAGAACGUCACCGAACAAUCGUGUGUUUGUCGUUUCGUGCAACGAAGAUGAGGCAACUUAUCUUUCCAUUCGAAGAGAAGGAAUCCCUGUUUAUAAUGCGGAGAUCGUACUGACCGGUGUUUUAAAGCAGACUAUAGACAUGGACUACUACCGCUUGUAGUUGAAAACAUUUUAUAUUUCUUGUGUUAAUUGGGACCACAGUGCUUUGAACCUGUUAUCAUGAUUUAUGUUCCAGUUUUUCAGUGUUCUUGUUUUCGGACACGUAUACAAUAUGCUUGUAUACAAUAUGCUUGUACUUUUCAGCUGCCCAUAAAAUUGGAAAUAUAUAAACAACUGUUAUUGAUAAGGUUUGAAUGCGAAUAAACACCAGCAAAA